This is a messenger RNA of Marmota monax (woodchuck), 2262 nucleotides long. RefSeq names its product growth hormone releasing hormone receptor (gene Ghrhr). The transcript is spliced from 13 exons. Lineage: Eukaryota; Metazoa; Chordata; Mammalia; Rodentia; Sciuridae. Bases 1 to 1272 code for a protein of 423 amino acids. Gene Ontology annotation, biological process: adenylate cyclase-activating G protein-coupled receptor signaling pathway; positive regulation of cell population proliferation; cell surface receptor signaling pathway. Gene Ontology annotation, molecular function: growth hormone-releasing hormone receptor activity; peptide hormone binding; growth factor binding. Gene Ontology annotation, cellular component: plasma membrane. The record is from RefSeq and is a predicted model, not a curated record.
AUGGACAGCUGGAUGUGGGGUGCCUGCAUCCUCUGCCUGCUGAGCCCAUUAGGAGUCGUUCUGGGCCACGUGCACCCAGAAUGUGGCUUCAUCGCCCAACUGAGAGAAGAUGAGAGGGCCUGUCUAGAGGCAGCAGAGGGGACUCCCAACACCUCCCUGAGCUGCCCUAGGACCUGGGACGGGCUGCUGUGCUGGCCGGUGGCAGGCUCUGGCGAGUGGGUCACCCUCCCCUGCCCUGCUUUCUUCUCUCACUUCAGCUCAGAGCCCGGGGCUGUGAAUCGGGAUUGCACCAUCACCGGCUGGUCAGAUCCCUUCCCACCGUACCCCGUGGCCUGCCCAGUGCCCUUGGAGCUGCUGGAUGAAGAGAAAUCUUACUUCUCUACAGUGAAGAUCAUCUACACCACGGGCCACAGCAUCUCUGUUAUCGCCCUCUGCCUGGCCAUUGCCAUCCUGGUUGCUCUCAGGAAGCUCCACUGUCCCCGGAAUUACAUCCACACCCAGCUGUUUGCCACCUUUAUCCUCAAGGCGGGAGCAGUGUUCCUGAAGGAUGCCACCCUCUUCCACAGUGACGACACCGACUACUGCAGCUUCUCCACGGUCCUGUGCAAGAUCUCUGUGGCCACCUCUCACUUUGCCACGAUGACCAACUUCAGCUGGCUGCUGGCUGAAGCCGUCUACCUGAGCUGCCUCUUGGCCUCUGCAUCUCCCAGCUCAAGGACAGCCUUCUGGUGGCUGGUCCUUGCUGGCUGGGGGCUUCCCAUGCUCUGCACUGGCACCUGGGUGGGCUGCAAGUUGGCCUUCGAGGACAUUGCGUGCUGGGACCUAGACGACAGCUCCCCCUACUGGUGGAUCAUCAAAGGGCCCAUCAUCCUCUCUGUUGGGGUGAAUUUUGGGCUUUUUCUCAAUAUUAUCCGCAUCCUGCUGAGGAAACUGGAGCCAGCUCAGGGGAGCCCCCACACCCAGUCUCAAUAUUGGCGCCUCUCCAAGUCGACGCUUCUCCUCAUCCCGCUGUUCGGAAUUCACUACAUCAUCUUUAACUUCCUGCCCGACGAUGCUGGCCUGGGCAUCCGCCUCCCCCUCGAGCUGGGACUGGGGUCCUUCCAGGGAUUUAUUGUUGCCAUCCUCUACUGCUUCCUCAACCAAGAGGUGAGGACUGAGAUCUCACGGAAGUGGCAUGGCCAUGACCCUGAACUGCUGCCAGCCCGGAGGACCUGUGCUAACUGGGCGAUGCCUUCCCGCUCAGGGGCGAAGGUGCUGACGUCUAUGUGCUAGGUGGGCCACGUCGUGCCUGGAGUCCAUCCCUGAACUGGGGCAGCUACUCACCAGCCUUUGGAGGAGCAAGACCAUCCUUCCUGCCUCUUGGCUUUUCUCUAGGUCCUUUUAUGUCAUUGCUAACUUCCUUGAUCUGUGUCUCUUCCCAGUAGGUCCUCUCCCUCAAGUCUGGGGCCACAGCCCAAGGCUCCAAGGAGCCCAUAAACUUAUACCUGAAUAGAUACAUGCUCCAGUGAACAAUGUGCCUCUAAAGGGGAGAGCGUCUCCAUCCCCUAUUUGAAUUUCCGGUGCAGAGUUGCAUUUAUCAUUUCUGAGUUCAUGCUGCCUUAUCAGCAUUUGUCUCUGCAGGGAUCCUCAUGUUUUAUUAAUUUUAGAAAUGGAUUCUCUCUGUUCCCACCCCACUCCCACGCCCCUCCUCCCACAGGCAAAGAAGCCAACAUGUGCAAUGAGAUUCUUUGUGUUUCUGUGUCUCUUGCAAAACACGGAGUGUUUCUUGUGUUUCUUCUGAGAAUUUACAUAAAUACUAUUGGUUAUGUGCUUCAUCCUGCUUUCGUGUUUCCCCGCUCAGCACUGUGCUUUUGAGAAAUCCACCCACGUUGCCAUGUGUGUGUCUGGUCCUGUUUGGCCUCAUGGUGCCACAUGGGGCUGUUGUCACAGGUUACCCAUCCCCCUCCCUCUGGGUGGACAUGCACCUGAUGUUCCCUCUGGACUGGUUGGUGUGGGCAAGCCUUUCUCUGGGACUCGUACCCAGGAGUAGGUACCUAGGACACCCGUCACGCCUCUUGUUGACGUGACAUAUUGUGUGUCUGCAAAUUGGCGCUCCCGCCAGCAGCUCUCCAGGUUACGAAACACCUGCAGCCCCCGACACGUGGCACUUGCAGCUCGUUCGUGUUGGCAACCCAUAUGGAUGCACGGUGGCCCCCCCAUUGCUAGUCCUAUGUGCAUUUCCCUGAUGUCUAACAAAUGUGAGCAUUUCUCCUUGUGCCCAUU